UGAGUGAAAAAAUGAAAAAUAUAAAACAUAUUGAUAUGCACGGAACUACCAAACAGCAAGGCCUAAAUCUGACACGUGUCAAUCCGCACCCCACGUGGCACUACCAAAAUUUGCAGUGUGACACCUAUGUAACUGAUAAGGGUUCUUCCUUCUCUUAUAUAUCCUCUACUUCUUCUCUUUCACUGAAAGUAAAUCUAAUUAUCGAGGUCCACAUUAUCCAAAUUUAGCACAACUGGUCUCAUCAUCUUCAUCAUCUUUCAUCAUCAUGGGUUCAGAAACGUUUCUAGAAGUGAUAUUGGCAAUUAUCCUGCCACCUGUUGGGGUCUUCCUCCGCUAUGGCUGUGGAGUGGAGUUCUGGAUUUGUUUGUUGUUGACACUGUUGGGAUAUAUUCCGGGAAUUAUAUAUGCGUUAUAUGUACUGGUCGGAUGAUCAAGGUUUUCUGGAGGUGAAAGAAUAAUAAUAUGGCAAACGA
Prunus avium (sweet cherry) is the source of this 473-nucleotide messenger RNA. RefSeq names its product low temperature-induced protein lt101.2. Gene Ontology annotation, cellular component: membrane. The record is from RefSeq and is a predicted model, not a curated record. NCBI's taxonomy places the organism in Eukaryota, Viridiplantae, Streptophyta, Magnoliopsida, Rosales, Rosaceae.